AAACUCCAAAAGAGACUCUGCAAAAUGUCUUUCUAAAACUAUUAGCGGGGGCCAUGCCAGGGCAACUCUCAAAAACAAAGAAGAAGACCUCGACUAGCCACAAUGAGAAAAGUGCAGAAAGGAAGCAGGUAAGUGUGAAGCCAGCCUCCAAACUCCCAGGGAAAAAAUGCAUACAGGGCAAAGAGGCUGGUGUGAAGAUAAAUUUACCAAGCUCGAUGAGGAUCUCUGCAAUGAAGGAGGAAAGGAAGAAGACAACACAGUAUGGGCAAGAAAAGAAGCCUACAGAAAGGAAGGAGACGACCUCAAAUAGGCUUAAUAUGAAAAAAGCAGAAACAAAGCAGGUCAGUGUGAGGCCGACCUCAAAACUCCCAGGGACGAAACGCUUAGAGGUCAAAGAGGCCCAUGUGAGGACCACUGCGAUGAGGAAAGAAAAGGAGGAAAAGAUGACGACAACCCUGCAUGGCCAAGAAAAGAAGACUGCACAAAGGAAGGAGACGACCUCAAAUAGGCCUAAUAUGAAAACAUCCGAAACAAAGCCGGUCAUUGUGAGUCCUAUCUCAAAACACCCAUGGACGAAACGCAUAGAGGUCAAAGAGGCCCAUGUGAGGACAAAUUUACAAAGCUCAGCAGGGACCACUGCAAUGAGGAAAGAAAAGGAGGAAAGGAAGGAGAUGACCCUGCAUGGCCAAGACAGGAAGGAGCAAAAGAAAGAAAUGAUCCAAUUCAAGUCGGAGGAUGAAAUGGCAAAGUUGAUGGAGGUACUGAUGGAGUUGGCCUUUUCUUCUUACAUGGAAUACAAGAAAAGGGUGAGAGAUCCACAUGCAUUCAGUUCCAAAAAGAUGAUCCCUGAGGGAAACAUAAACGGCACGACUCUGACUCUGUGUAAGGGAAACGUAAAGAGCACGACUCUGACUCCGUCUGAGGGAAACAUUAAGAGCCCGAUUCCAACUCCGUCUGAGGGAAACAUUAAGAGCCCGAUUCCAACUCCGUCUGAGGGAAACAUGAAGAGCCCGAUUCCGACUCCGUCUGAGGGAAACGUAAAGAGCCCGAUUCCGACUCCGUCUGAGGGAAACAUAAACAGCACGACUCUGACUCUGACUCUGCCCCCCAUCACAGACAAGCAAGAGCUCACUGGCGGGUUGCCUAAUUUUGGAAACAACUGCUACGUUAACGCAAGUCUGCAGUGUCUGUUCACAGCUGAGUCUUUUUGCGGAGAGCUCUCCUACCUGCUGGACAAUUCUGUCCACAAACUAGAGGACACAUUCCUCAGAUGUUUUGUGGAGUUGUCGAGGUUGAGAAAGAGCUCUGAAGUUCAAGGUGGCAUCAGCAAGGAUUCUCUCCUCCUGGCCCUGAUUGAAUCAGCUACAGACAUCAAUCCAGAAUUCACCAUCAGUCAACAGAACGACGCCCAUGAAUUCCUCUGCCACUGUCUGACCCAAAUGGAGGAGUCUGGGCGAUGGCUGGGUUGGCAAGAGGAUGUGGACCCUAGAUGCCCAGUCAGGGCCAAUUUCAAGUUCAAGAUGAGGAACAUUAUAACAUGCUCCAGCUGUGGAUCCAGGCAGAACAAAGUGGAAGUGUUUAAUCACAUCUCUCUGCCCCUGGUGCACAACUCAGUGGACCAGUGCCUCUAUGACAUAGUUAAUAACCCCACAGUGUUAGAGAGCAAAUGCAAGAUGUGUGGAGGAGAAUGUGCCAACUCCAGGUGGACGUUCCACACUCUGCCCAGGUUUCUGAUUCUGCAGCUGAACAGGUUCAAAGUGACUGAAUAUUACACAGUCGUCAAGCUGCAUAUGCCAGUGGAGAUCAAACCUGAGCUGCAGAUAAACUGCCAUCCUGAAUCAGAUUCGCCCGAAAUAGGUACAUCGCAAGCAAAUAACUAGUGCAAGCCUCAAAUCCAAGAGAGUCCAAGAGAGUCAGCUAAUGUUUACAGCCAGUAUAAAUCACAUCCAUAUUAGUUAAAGAAGAGCUAAUCUUUCCUUUGUGCCUUCCUUCUUCAUGU
Pangasianodon hypophthalmus (striped catfish) is the source of this 1999-nucleotide messenger RNA. RefSeq lists its product as uncharacterized. Gene Ontology annotation, biological process: protein deubiquitination. The coding region runs from base 54 to 1880 and encodes 608 amino acids. NCBI's taxonomy places the organism in Eukaryota, Metazoa, Chordata, Actinopteri, Siluriformes, Pangasiidae. The transcript is spliced from 8 exons. The record is from RefSeq and is a predicted model, not a curated record. Gene Ontology annotation, molecular function: cysteine-type endopeptidase activity; cysteine-type deubiquitinase activity. Gene Ontology annotation, cellular component: cytosol; nucleus.